CUGUGUGGCGUUGUGGCAAACAACAGCCGUCGCUGUCGCAGUUGGAAAAAGACACCAACCACAACGCACGUGUAACGCGCACCAAGUGAGACGAAUUGCCGUACGAAAAAUAUACAUAUAUGUACAUGCAUAUGGCUGUGCACACUUAGCAGUACGCAGCAACAAAAAAGUGGCAAUUAUAGUGAUUUUUUUUCUUUGUGGCCGCUAAAGACAAGUGAAUUAGUAAUUAAAGCGGAGCAAGCAAUAAAAGACGUAUUUUCUGUGAAAAAACAAAGAAACUGUUGUGAAAGUGACUGUUUCAGUAAAAACUGUUUUAUGAGCAACCAGUUCACCAGUGCAAUUUAAGAAGAAAAAACGCUUAAGUAAAUAUGACCAGAAAAAACUGAAGUGAAUUUUAAAUAUCAAAACAUAACUGCGGUGGUACACUGUAACAAAAUAGUAAACAAACAAAUAGUGCUUAAAAAUCCACUAAGCAACAACACGCUUAAAUAGUUACACGCGCAACAAAUUUGCCGUCGGCAAAAAUGCAAGCAACGAAAAUGCGCACGCCCUUCGCCAUACAGGAGAUACUCGGCUUGGGUGUAGGCUCGGCGGCUGCGGCUGCUGCCGCCAACUAUCAGCAGGCGCAGCAGCUCAGUCAGCAGCAGCAGCAACAACAACAGCAGCAACAGCAGCAGCGGCAUAGCGGCACUACAACAAAUUGCACACCACCACCACCCGCCGCUACACCCACCACCACUGAAUGCAAUAAUGCGCCACUCUCACCUGCCUCUUCGCACGGUCGCCCGACACGCGAUUCCCGUUCCAUAUCGCCCGAUGUGACGCGUCUAUCUGCGGCGGCUGCUGCGGCGGCCGCUACCGCGCACUGUCAACUGCCUAUUUUCAAUCCAGCGAACUUUUAUGCAGCAGCCGGUUAUGCCGACCAUGCGGGGCAACUGAAUGCGGCACAUCAUCAUCACAUGACGACGUUGGCAGCAGCGGCGUACUUGCGUGGCUUUUUGCCGCCGGGCUUCAGCACGCCGCAUGAGUUUCGCGGACACUUUCAGCAGCAUUUUGGCAGUCAAUUUGCGGAACAAGCCGCACGUGGUGCCCAAGACUACACAAAUAGCCUAAACAAUAAUAAUAACAACAACGAUGAUGCACACUCGCCCAACAAAGCGCACUCAAGUAACGGCUCUAACGGCACCAGCAUCUCACAUAUGUCCGCAACGAAUGGUAGCAGCCUGACGUGCAGCGGCAGCGCCACAACCGCCAACAACAAUGGCGCUACGAAUAACAACGGCGGCAACAACAAUAACAACACGUCACCAGCAACACGGCCCACACUUUCACCCGCCGAACAUGCGGCUGCCGCUUUGGCGCAUCAUGCUGCCGCAGCUGCUGCAGCACACCAUGCGCACUCACAUCAUCAACAUAGCCACCAUCAUGCGCAUCAUGCACACACGCACCCACUUCAUGGACAUCAUCCGCAUCAUGCACACCACCAUCCACAUGCGCAUCAUCCACACGCCCAUCAUCCGCAUGCCGGCGCCACACAUGAGGCAUUCCUUAAUGGCGCUGCGGCGGCGGCGGCGGCAGCAGCUGCCAUCGGUAGUGGCAUGGCCGGUGCCGGAAGUGUUGUGGGCGCACCUAAUGGCCUGCUCGGACACGGCGGUGAUCCUAGCGCGCUGCUGGGCGGUGCCGGCCCCGGUGGUGCAGGCGGUUUAAGCAGUAAAAAGAAGAAUAAACGACGACAUGGCCGUACAAUAUUUACGAGCAAUCAAUUGGAGGAGCUGGAGAAGGCAUUCAAGGAGGCGCACUAUCCGGAUGUUAGCGCACGUGAGCUACUCUCGAUGAAGACGGGUUUGGCUGAGGAUCGCAUACAGGUUUGGUUCCAGAAUCGCCGCGCCAAAUGGCGAAAAACGGAGAAAUGCUGGGGUCAUAGCACCAAAAUGGCCGAAUAUGGUCUUUAUGGCGCCAUGGUGCGACACUCGUUGCCGCUACCCGAAACUAUACUGAAAUCUGCAAAAGAUGACGAAUCAGUGGCCCCUUGGCUACUCGGCAUGCAUAAGAAAUCACUCGAAGCCGCCGAUAUACUGAAAUCGGAUGAAAGUGAUCGCGAAACACCGACCUCAGACGACACGAAUACUUCCUACUCCGCUGGCAGUACACACAACUCGCCGAUCUCUUCAUUUUCCAUAUCACGUUUGCUCUUCGACGCACCAUCCAAGCACAAGCGACAUCAUGACGUGGGGAGCAGCGGUGUUAUGGGUGGCGGUAUAGAUCUAGCUAAUGGCGCUAUGAGUGGUCUAGCUGAGCAAGCACAUGCACAGGCGCACGCACAUGUUAUGCAACAUCAUCCCUACAAUCAACAACAACACUUGCAACAUGUACAACAUCUGCAACAAUUGCAUCAACAACAAUUGGCCGAACAGCAUGCCGAAGCACAACGUCGUCAACAAGCAGCACAUCAACAUCAACAACAAUUGUUGGCGGCGGAAGCGGAAAUGCAGCGCAGACGACAGGAGGCGCAUGAACAGCGUGUACGCGAACGUGAAGCCGAGGCGGAUGAGGAACCGAUGUGUGAUGAUGAUGACGAUGAAUGUGAUAGGGAAGAAAUUGACAUCUGUGACGAUGUGGACGAUGAUAAGGAUAUUAAAAUGUUGUUGAGCGCUGAGAGCGCUGCAAAGCGGAUCAAGCAGGAGAGCAGCGCGUCAAUGGCGUUGGAGAGCAGAUGAAAUAUGUGUAUUGAUGUGUUGUUGUAAGAGGGGGGUUUGUAGUGCGGAAAGCGAAAUAAUGUUGUAACUCAAGCGUAACGCUAUCAAAAUACUGGAGGAAACGUAAAAUUUUGAAAUAAAUUGGCUUACAUGAGCAUAUUUGUAUUAAACUCACGCUUGUUUCAUGAUUUUUAACGCACUUAUGUACAUUGAAGAAAUGAAAAAAGAAAUUCAAGUGAAAAAAGCACAAUAGCGCACUCGGUUAAAAAUUCUAUUUCUUAUAAAUAAGCUGUUAAGAAUAUAAAAUGGUUUAUGAAAAUUACGCUCUUUAAG
Bactrocera latifrons is the source of this 3029-nucleotide messenger RNA. Its product is annotated as muscle segmentation homeobox-like. Gene Ontology annotation, molecular function: DNA-binding transcription factor activity, RNA polymerase II-specific; sequence-specific double-stranded DNA binding. Lineage: Eukaryota; Metazoa; Arthropoda; Insecta; Diptera; Tephritidae. The record is from RefSeq and is a predicted model, not a curated record. Bases 525 to 2717 code for a protein of 730 amino acids. Gene Ontology annotation, cellular component: nucleus. The transcript is spliced from 5 exons. Gene Ontology annotation, biological process: regulation of transcription by RNA polymerase II.